This is a messenger RNA of Protopterus annectens (West African lungfish), 8399 nucleotides long. It is a transcript of the gene GCN1, whose product is annotated as GCN1 activator of EIF2AK4. Gene Ontology annotation, cellular component: cytosol. Gene Ontology annotation, biological process: regulation of translation; cellular response to amino acid starvation. Gene Ontology annotation, molecular function: protein kinase regulator activity. The record is from RefSeq and is a predicted model, not a curated record. Lineage: Eukaryota; Metazoa; Chordata; Ceratodontiformes; Protopteridae.
GAAGAAAUUAGCAUUUGACCCGGAAGUGAAAAUUUCAAUUCUUUCCUGUCCCGGGCCGGCAAGAUGGCGACUGACACGCAGGUGUCAGAAACUCUGAAGAAAUUUGCUGUAAAAGUGACUUCAGCCAGCGUGAAGGAACGGCAAACUGUGUUAAGUGAAUUGAAAACAUGUGUAACUGCUAAAGAUUUUCCAGAAGCUGCAGUACGAGGACUGUGUAAACUGUUUUGUCUGACUCUGCAUCGGUACAGAGAUGCAACUUCUCGGAGGGCACUGCAAUUGGUCAUUGAACAACUUGCAGAGUCCCAUCCAGAGCCCACUGCUAAGAACCUGCUUGCCUCCCUCCAUGCAUCUGGAAUUUGCUGUAAAAAUGGGUUACCAAGUAAGAGCAGUGCCUCUGCUGCCUCUUUGGCAUUUUCCUGGACAUGUCUCUUGGUUCCUUCUGUGUUUGCCACACCUGAAAAACGAGUUGGGGAUAUCUGGAAUAAAAUGGAUACUGCUCUGGAUCUUUAUGUGAAGACCGUCUUGAUGAGCAAGUCAAAACCUCCAAAACAUCUUCUGGAGAGUUGUACCCCACUGCUUCGCCAUGCCACACACCAGGAGUUCAAGGAGAACUUGCUACCGGCCAUGCAGAAGUCCAUGCUACGGAGCCCUGAGAACGUCAUUGAAACCAUCUCUUGUUUGCUUUCAUCUGUCACACUGGAUCUUAGUUUGUAUGCCAUGGACAUUGGGAAGGGACUAGCUGGUCAGUUGAAAUCCAACAAUGCGCAGCUUAUGGACCAGGCAGUAACUGCACUGCACAAUCUGGCUCACCAGUGCAGUGAUCCAUCAGCAGUGGAAGCUGUGAUUAAACAUCUGUUUGCAGUACUUGGUGGUUCUGAGGGAAAGCUGACAGUAGUGGCCCAGAAGAUAAGUGUUCUUUCAGGUAUCAGCAGUUUCAGCCAUCAUUCUGUCUCUGGUGCAUCCAGCCAGGAUCUGAGCAGCCUGGCCACAGACCUCUUCAUGCCUUUCCUCCAGCAAGAAGUUCAUGAAGGCACAUUGGUUCACGCAGUAUCUGCAUUUGCACUCUGGACACAGAAAUUCACUACUGAGGUGCCAAAAAAGUUCCUAGAGUGGCUGAAGAAGGCCUUCACCUUGAAAACAUCAACAUCAGCGGUGCGACACACCUACUUACAGUGCAUGCUCAGCACUUUUCGAGGUGACACACUGCUACAGGCAGAGGAGCUGUUACCGUUGCUGAUUCAGACGGUGGAGAAAGCUGCAUCACAGAACACCCAGGCGCCCCUUGUUACAGAAGGAGUGGCUGCUGCUGUCUUAAUUUGCAGGAUAGUCCUGGCAGAUGCACAGAUCGAUUUGAAGCUGAACAGUUUCUGGCAGAUAGUUCUUGAUGAGAAGAAACAAGUUUUUACUUCUGAAAAAUACUUGUCAUUAGCUUCUGAAGAUGCCUUGUGCACAAUACUGCAGCUUGUUGAGAGAUUGUUGUUGGACCAUCCACAUCGUCUGCCUAGCACCAAGUCAGGGAUGUACCAUCGUGCUCUGGUUACUGUGCUGUUACAUAAGACAUGGCGAGUUCGCAGAGCAGCUCAGCAGACGGUAAAAAAAUUGAUGUCCUCACUUGGUGGUACAACAUUGGCAUAUGGCCUGCUAGCAGAAUUGAGAUUGAUCUUGAACACCCACAAGGUACUUCUACCCGAUGUUUUGGUCACAGAAUCUGGUGAGCCAUCUGAACAGGGAAAAUCCUAUGUGCAUCCUCGUAUUCUGGCGGAAGCACUGUAUGUGAUAACAAACAUACCAGGCCUGGAGAGUGAAAUCACUGAAGCAGAGAAUCUAGCCAAAGAAAUGCUGAUUGUGGCCCACCACCCUUCUGUUGAAGCUGCACAGCCUGAUUUAUGGCCAUCAGUUCUGUCCCAGAUGAAAUUGAGCCCAGCAGAGUUCAUUAAAAAACAUUUGGAUGAAAUUCUACCACAAGUCACUGCCAGAUCAUCUCUGAAUGAGGCUAAAAUGAACACUGUGGCAUCCCUUGCUGCAUUAUCUCCUGCCCAUGUCCUGCCUCAGAUCAUCAGCAACUUAACCACAUCACUGGGGAAUCCGGCCUUGUGUCACGUGACGAGAGAAGAGUAUGCCAUCAUGCAAACACCUGAAAAUGAGCUCUAUGACAAAUCAAUCAUUCGCAGUGCACAACAGGAGUCUGUGAAGAAGGCAAAUAUGAAACGGGAAAAUAAAGCCUAUUCCUUCAAGGAGCAGAUGAUUGAAAUUGAAUUGAAGGAGGAAAUAAAAAAGAAGAAAGGAAUUAAAGAUGAGCUUCAGCUCACUGGCAAACAGAAGGAGCUGGUGCAGGCCCAGUUAGAAAAAGAAUCCACUAUUCGAAAACGGCUAAAGGAGCUAGAUGAUGAUUUGGUGGGAUCUCUUAGCCUUGUGGAAGCCAUUUUGAAGAAGAAUCCCCCAGGACUGUCUCAGCACGUGCCUUCUUUGAUUAAUUCUUUCUUACCAUUGUUGAAGUCUCCACUGGCUGCUCCAAGAAUUAAGGCCCUUUUCCUCUCUUUAGGAAGCUGUGUUAUGCCUCCUGAGCUGAAAAUUUUAGGUAUACUCACUGGCCAUGUGACAUUACGAUUGUUGAAACCAGAGUGUGAACUUGAUGCUGAAUGGUGCCAGGAAGAUUUACCAACAGCCACAGCUCGUCUAAUAAAACUUCUGCAUUUCCACACUGUGCCAAACAAAUUGGCCAAAGGAGAACAUGGCUCCUCUCCACUGUCUGCCCCGGCAUUUGCUUUCUGCUUCCCAUUCUUGAAAGUCGUCCUGACUGAGACAGUCAAUGACAGUGAGGAGAAGGAAGAAAUGCUAAUCGAGGCACUGCAGGUCAUUAGCGAGCAUGCCCAGCUGCGAUCUUGUGUAAAUAACGAGGCUUUACUUAUCGAUGAGAAAGGUCCUGAGCUGCUUCCUCGUUCUGAUAUGCUGUCUCUUUUGACCAGAGUUAUGGGAACGAGUUCUCCAAGAAUACAGGUCCUUGCUUCCAACACCCUUACAGCUCUGUGCACCAGCAGCAGUGGCCAGGAAGGCUGCGCUUAUGCUGAACAGGAGGAGAUUGAUGUAUUACUUCAAGCCUUGCAGUCACCGUGCUCAGCUGUGCGCGAUGCAGCUCUGCGGGGUUUGUCUGAACUGGAGAUGGUUCUGCCAACCCCAGACACCGAUGAGAAGAAUGGCUUAAACCUGCUCUGCAGACUCUGGGUUGAAAAAUUUGAUGUUGAAGAAGAAAGCAGGCAGCAGGCUGAGAAGCUGUGGAAUGCCAUUGCCUUAGAAGUACAUCCUGAUCUUUGUUUCCUGCUGAUUAAAGAUGUCAUUUACCACGAGGAAGCAAUCCGUCAGGCUGCGGCAGAGGCCCUGUCCAGUGCUGUAUCUGUGUAUCCAGAGCAGGCCGCUGAAGUCCUGGCUAAGCUGAUGGCGAUUUACCAGGAAAAGCUUUAUAGACCUCCUCCUGUGUUGGACGCACUGGGUCGAGUUAUUUCAGAAUCUCCUCCUGAUCAGUGGGAAGCAAGGUGUGGAAUUGCAAUAGCUCUUAACAGGCUAGCCCAGUAUCUUGACAGGUCCCAGGUGAAGCCCUUAUUCCAAUUUUUUAUACCAGAUGCACUGAAUGACCGGCACCCAGAAGUCCGAAAGUUCAUGUUGGAGGCUGCCUUGUCUGCCCUUAACACGCACGGUAAGGAUAAUGUUAACACAUUGCUACCUGUGUUUGAGGAGUUUUUGAGAAAUGCUCCCAACGAUGCCAGUUAUGAUGCAGUCCGUCAGAGUGUAGUCAUUCUCAUGGGCUCUCUUGCAAAACACUUGGACAAAGAUGAUCCCAAAGUGAAGCCAAUUGUGGCCAAGCUGAUCACAGCUCUUUCCACACCUUCUCAGCAGGUUCAGGAGUCAGUAGCAAGUUGCCUGCCCCCUCUGGUCCCUGCAGUUAAGGAUGAUGCUAAUGGGAUGGUGCAGAAGUUAUUGGAGCUGCUAUUGGAAUCUGACAAGUACGCUGAACGGAAAGGUGCUGCCUAUGGUUUAGCAGGUCUUGUCAAAGGUCUGGGCAUCCUUUCACUUAAGCAGAAAGAAAUUAUGAGUACACUAAUGGAUGCCAUCCAGGACAAGAAGAACUUUCGCAGAAGAGAAGGGUCCCUGUUUGCUUUUGAAAUGCUGUGUAACAUGCUUGGAAAGUUGUUUGAGCCCUAUGUGGUCCAUGUCCUGCCUCAUUUGCUCCUGUGCUUUGGAGAUGGGAAUCAGUAUGUCCGUGAGGCUGCAGAUGACUGUGCGAAGGCUGUGAUGCGUAACCUAAGUGCUCAUGGUGUGAAGCUCGUUCUGCCAUCUUUGCUUGUUGCGCUGGAGGAAGAGUCAUGGAGAACAAAAGCUGGUUCUGUAGAGCUGCUGGGCGCCAUGGCAUAUUGUGCCCCAAAACAACUGUCCUCUUGUUUGCCAAAUAUUGUUCCAAAGCUCACAGAGGUGCUUACGGACUCGCAUGUCAAGGUACAGAAAGCAGGGCAGCAAGCUUUAAGACAAAUUGGAUCUGUCAUCAGGAACCCUGAGAUUUUGGCCAUCACACCAAUCCUGCUUGAUGCCCUCACCGAUCCAUCUAGGAAGACGCAGAAAUGUCUGCAGACUCUGUUGGAGACCAAGUUUGUCCACUUCAUUGAUGCUCCAUCUUUGGCAUUAAUUAUGCCAAUUGUUCAGCGGGCCUUCUUGGAUCGCUCUACUGACACCAGGAAAAUGGCUGCCCAGAUUAUUGGGAACAUGUACUCGCUUACCGACCAAAAGGACCUCUCUCCUUAUCUGCCUAGUGUCAUACCUGGACUGAAAGCAUCUCUUUUAGAUCCUGUACCUGAAGUGCGUACAGUAUCUGCUAAAGCUCUAGGUGCCAUGGUAAAAGGAAUGGGUGAGUCGUGCUUUGAAGAUCUUCUGCCAUGGCUUAUGGAUACCUUGGCAUCAGAGCAGAGCUCUGUAGACCGGUCUGGUGCUGCCCAAGGGCUGGCAGAGGUUAUGGCAGGGCUUGGGGAGGAGAAACUAGAGAAGCUCAUGCCUGAUAUUGUGCACACAGCAAGUAAGGUGGACAUUGCUCCUCAUGUACGUGAUGGCUACAUAAUGAUGUUCAUUUACCUGCCAAUGACAUUCGGAGAUCAGUUCACUUCCUAUGUUGGACCAAUAAUACCCUGCAUUCUUAAGGCUUUGGCUGAUGAGAAUGAAUUUGUGCGGGACACUGCUCUCCGAGCUGGGCAGAGAGUUAUCAGCAUGUAUGCUGAAACUGCAAUCGCUUUGCUGCUACCUGAACUUGAACAAGGGCUGUUUGAUGACCUUUGGAGAAUCAGGUUUAGUUCUGUGCAGCUUCUUGGAGAUUUGCUGUUCUACAUAUCUGGAGUUUCUGGAAAAAUGACAACUGAAACUGCUUCAGAAGAUGAUAAUUUUGGCACAGCUCAGUCAAACAAAGCCAUCAUCAACGCUUUGGGUCAUGAGAGAAGAAACCGAGUUUUGGCUGGGCUGUAUAUGGGCCGCUCUGAUACUCAGCUGGUUAUUCGUCAGGCUUCGUUACAUGUUUGGAAGAUUGUGGUUUCUAACACACCCCGUACCCUAAGAGAAAUAUUGCCAACACUUUUUGGACUUCUACUAGGAUUCUUGGCCAGUACCUGCGUGGACAAACGAACAAUAGCAGCUCGGACUCUUGGAGACCUUGUGAGGAAGCUUGGAGAAAAGAUUCUGCCUGAGAUCAUUCCAAUCCUGGAAGAAGGCCUGAGGUCGGACAAGAGUGACAAGAGGCAAGGUGUUUGUAUUGGCCUUAGUGAAAUCAUGAAGUCCACCAGCAAGGAUGCAGUCAUGGUUUUCUCUGAGUCUCUGGUUCCCACUGUGAGAAAAGCUCUUUGCGACCCUCUUGAGGAAGUGCGAGAGGCUGCAGCUAAGACAUUUGAGCAGCUUCACUCUACAAUUGGCUAUCAGGCCCUAGAAGAUAUCCUACCAUCUCUUCUUGAACAACUGGACAAUGAAGAAACAUGUAACUAUGCUCUGGAUGGACUUCGACAGGUGAUGGCAGUAAAGAACCGUGUGGUGUUGCCUUACCUGGUGCCAAAGCUGACAAGCCCACCUGUGAAUACACGUGUUUUAGCGUUCCUGUCAUCUGUGGCAGGUGAUGCACUGACAAGACAUCUGAACGUGAUACUUCCUGCCCUGAUGGCAGCACUCAAGGACAAGCUGGGAACCAGCGAGGAGCAGCAGGAGUUGGCAAACUGCCAAGUUGUUGUUCUCUCUGUAGAGGAUGAAGCUGGCCAGAGGAUCAUCCUGGAAGAUCUCCUAGAAGCAAGUCGAAGCCCUACAGUUGGGAUUCGUCAGGCUGCCUGCAUCAUCCUUAACUUGUACUGCUCCAAAACGAAGGCUGAUUAUACACCAUAUGUUAAAACACUGGUGUCUGGCCUCAUUUCGCUCUUUAAUGACACAGACCAGGUGGUUUUAAAUGAGAGCUGGGAUGCACUGAAUGCCAUCACUAAGAAACUGGAUGCUGGCAGCCAGUUGGCCCUCAUUGAUGACCUGUAUCGGGAUAUUCGAAUGGUUGGCAACGAAGCAAAAGGAGGUCAUGUGCCAGGCUUCUGUCUUCCAAAGAAGGGUGUUACUUCACUCCUGCCUGUGCUGCGUGAGGGAGUACUGACUGGAAAUCCAGAGCAGAAAGAGGAAGCUGCUAAAGCUUUGGGUAUGGUCAUUAAACUGACUUCAGCUGAGGCUCUGAAACCAUCUGUAGUGAGCAUCACUGGUCCAUUGAUUCGAAUCCUUGGUGACCGGUUCAGCUGGAAUGUCAAGGUAGCACUCCUAGAAACGCUGAGUCUUCUACUGGGCAAGGUAGGCAUUGCCCUUAAGCCAUUUCUGCCACAGCUGCAGACGACUUUCACCAAAGCUUUGUUGGAUUCCAACAGAACAGUUCGUCUGAGGGCUGCUGAGGCCCUUGGCAAACUGAUUGCCAUUCACACCAAGGUGGACCCAUUGUUUACAGACUUGUUAAAUGGAAUUCGCACUAGUGAAGAUUCUGGAGUGCGAGAGACCAUGCUGCAGGCCUUGAGGUUUGUCAUUCAGGGAGCUGGUGCCAAAGUGGAUGCAGCUAUCCGAAAGAACAUCACCUGUGCUUUGCUUGGAAUGUUGGGACACGAGGAGGAUAUGACUCGCAUGGCAGCUGCUGGUUGUCUGGGGGAGCUUUGUCCCUUGUUGCCAGAAGAGGAACUUGAAGCAAUCCUGCAGCAGAACCUUCUAGCUGACGCUUCUGGUACUGACUGGAUGGUAAGACAUGGACGCAGCGUGGCACUGUCCAUCGCUGUAAAAGCAGGUGCAACCAAACUCUGUGCAUCAGAGCUGAGUAGUUCCAUCUUGGAUGUUAUUCUUAACAAUGCAACAGCAGAUCGGAUCCCAAUCGCAGUUAGUGGAAUUCGAGGGAUGGGGUUUUGGAUGCGCUACCAAAUGGAAGUAGAGGAUGCAGAAAUACAUCCCAAACUUAGCUCUCUGUUUACCAAGUCUCUUCAACAUCAGUCCAGUGAUAUCCGGCUGAUAGCUGUGAAGAUGAUCUGGUGGGCAAACAGAGAGCCAGUCCGUGCAUCUCCGCCUCAGGUGAUCAAACCACUCCUAAAAGUCCUACUGGACAACACCAAGGACAAAAACACCAGUGUCCGUGCUUACAGUGAACAGGCCAUUGUUAAUCUUCUGCAGAUGAGGAGUGGAGAGGAACUCUUCCAGAAUGUUUCCAAGAUUCUGGAUGUAGCUAGCCUAGACCUGUUAAAUGAUGUGUACCGACGCUCACUGAAGAAACUGGCAGGCCAGCAGGACUCUAAUGACCAGAUUGAUGAUACCAUCCUUACAUGAUGACCUGCGUGGUGUUGUGUCACUGACCUGCAUCAGCAACCACAACAGUGUUUUCAUUUUUGAAAAUGUGUGAAUAUUGGCUGCAGGAAAUCAGAAAUGCUUGGAAUCCCUAUCAAGCAACCCAGAUAUAUUUAGAGAUUUAUUUUUUACAAAUGAUGCAAGAACUUGGAAAAAAAAUCCCAGGCCUUCAAUCAGUUUUUGAAAAAGACAUUUUCAAAUAUAACUUUCUGUUGGAUUCUGAACUGACUUUUCUCCUAACUGCACAGUUGUGAUGUCACCACUCUGCAUCUUUAGCAGGUAGUGGGCAAAGUAAUUGAAAAAUCAUUUUUGUUUUUCUUUAUGACGGUUUGGCUACAAAAAAAAAACAGUUCCAAGUAAUGUAAAUUUAAUUCCUUUUGUUCAAUGGCUCAUAAUGUGCUGCUUGUGACAAUGAGAAGUUGAAUCUGUUGUAAAAUCGGAUUGCAUUUGAAUAGCCAGCGAGUUAAAUUUUGAUUUUACAAUGUACUGGCUGUUCCAGGAAGGAAUGUUUAAUAAAAGUUCUAAGUUAAUUGUGA